AUGGUUUUCAAUGGUCCGAGUGUCGUCGUUCUCGUCGGUUGUCGAUUCUUUGCCUCCCAGAACAGAAAAGACCAUUUUAGGAGUUCACUUCACAUCUUGCUUAUGAGUCUGGUGGGUCUUCAGCACCUGGACACUGGUGCUGGCUUCCGCAUCCUGGCCACCUUUUUCUUUCCCGCGAAAAGCCACUCCAUGAUGACCAACGCGAUCAUUCGGGAACUGGUGAAACGUGGUCAUGAAGUCACCAUGAUAACUUCCGUAUCUAUGGCCGAGGAAAACCUGGGACCAAAUUACAGGGAAAUUCCAAUUCCGCCGUACGAAAUCUUGCCAAAGGUUCAAGCGCUAACCAAGAAAAAGAACACGAUGGAGAUGACCGAUGUGGACAACCUGGCCUUCCUGAGAAUGAUUAAUUUAUUGGGAGGCACCACAGACUUUGCCUUCGAGCAGCCAGAGGUUCAGGCAGUGAUCAAUGCCACAGAUAAGGUCGGGAAGUACGAUCUCCUCCUGGCGGAGCAGUUCUUCAACGAGGGAGCCCUCAUCCUUGGACACCUCUACCAGAUACCCAUCAUCACCAUCUCGACCUUUGGCUUUGCCAAUUACCUCAGUCAGUUGUUUGGAGUGGUCUCUCCCUGGUCAUAUGUUCCACACGUCUAUUUGCCAUAUUCUGACAAGAUGACGCUGUGGGAACGAAUACAUAAUGUGGCAUUCAGUGGCGUCGAAGACCUUCUCAGAGAGUUCACCUAUUACCCCCUCCAAGAUGCCAUUCUGCAGAAGCACUUCUCCAAGAGGCUAGAAAGAGUUCCCACCGUCAAGGAGCUGGAGAGGAAUAUUUCGGCCAUCCUGCUGAACAGUCACAUGCCACUGUUCUCGGCCAGACCCGUUUCCUAUAAUAUGAUACAAUGUGCUGGUCUGCACAUUCAGCCGCCAAAGGCUCUGCCCGAGGAUAUCCAACAGUUCCUGGAUGGAGCUUCCCAUGGGGCUAUUUACUUCAGUCUGGGCUCUCAGGUGCGCAGUGCCGAAAUGUCGCCUGAAAAGCGAAAGAUAUUCCUGGAUGUCUUCGGAAGCCUCAAGCAACGUGUCCUGUGGAAGUUUGAGAACGAGUCAGUGCCCAAUCUUCCGGCAAAUGUUAUGAUGAAGAGUUGGCUGCCUCAGGCCGACAUCCUGGCACACCCCAAUGUAAAAGUGUUCUUUGGCCAUGGAGGUACCAAUGGCGUCAUAGAGGCGAUGCACUAUGGAGUUCCGAUGCUCGGCAUGGCCAUUUAUAGUGAUCAGUACCAUCACGUCAAUCAGGGCAAGAAGGCGGGCUAUUUA
Messenger RNA from Drosophila serrata, 1308 nucleotides. Its product is annotated as UDP-glycosyltransferase UGT5-like. Lineage: Eukaryota; Metazoa; Arthropoda; Insecta; Diptera; Drosophilidae. The record is from RefSeq and is a predicted model, not a curated record. Gene Ontology annotation, molecular function: UDP-glycosyltransferase activity.